AAAUUUACACCGCGCUCACCGAACUUGUACAUCAAAUAUCAAUAUUUCAUAAAAAAUAAACGUUAUUUCAUCAUAUUAAAAGUAGAUUUAAGUUUAAUCAUAAAUACAACUUAUUACAAUAACAAUGAAAUUAUAAUGAAAGAACUAACAUAAUGUCGCAUAACCUGUAGGAUUAUAAAAAGCCGUUUUGUUUUAGUAAAAGUAGAAAUCAAAUAAGUGGAAAAAUGCAAAAGUUGCAAGAGAGUGUGUUUUCUAUUGUUAAAACAACUAGUCUUUCAUCCGCUGUUUUUAGUUUUUUACAACCAUCUGAGGAUUUUUUGGAUAAAACGCCUUUGGGGGGUAUUCUCCGCGAUACUAAGUAUGCGUGGCUAGCACUUGGGCCUAAAUUUUGUGUAGUAGAUUUAAGAAGUGGUUUAAAAAUAGCGGCGCGGACUUUUGGAAAUGGUAUAAGCAGCCGUAUCAGUGUUACAAGUGUUGUUGAAAUACCAACACCUCUCACAGAUAACUCUCGGCAACUAAUUAUAAGUCUAGAAUGUGAUGACACAACCAGUCUUGUCUGUGUUUUCCACGUAAAUGGUUCGCAGCUGCUCCGCUGUAUACAAACUGAUGUGGUUAUCACAGAACUGGCAGUUUGCGAUGGAUUGCCAAAUGGACCGCUUAUGUGUUUUAAUGGAUUGGUUAUGGCUGGCACCCGUAAAGGAGAAAUUAUUAUAUUCGACCUUAAUAGAGCUAGUUUGAUACAAGCAUUAAAAGACAUAUCGCAAGGAUAUGAACAACUAGUCCGGGGUGAGAAUAAUGUAGCCAAUCUCAUAUUCCUGCCUUUUAAAGCGAUUAAUAAAAUUGAGAGUCAAAGAGAAUUGGCUGUUGAAAAUGAUGAUCAUUUAGCACUUCUAUUAAAUGAGGACUCCUUCCUUGAUGACCAGUUCAUCUUUCGUAAUCCAGAUGGAACAGUUCGUAUGAAAGCUAAACAAAGUCAUAUAAGGAUAACGGUUGCACAAUACAUACCACAGUUGGGAAGUUUGGCUGUGGGAUUUAAUUUUGGAGCAUUUCAAAUUUGGAAUAUUUUAAAUUUAGAACUAGAGUUCACUUCUCAAGUUAAUGUUGAAUGUUUGCCAGUUACACAUUUCGGAUACCAGGAGCCAUGUGAUGAUCCAAGAGCAUUUUGCUAUUUGUGGGUAGUUUUUUCAGUUUUAGAAAGAUUCGAAGAGGAAGAAUUUCCCUUGGCUGUGAUGUAUUCUUUAACUUAUCAGGGAAAGAGGAUGCUUUCUGAUACUAAAUGCCUCUAUCAGGAAUUUUUAAUGGCAACAAUUCGUUUCCAAAUAGAACUAUCAGCCGUAGAAGAGACAUCGGAAUUCAUUGGAGGCAAAUGUAUUUCCUGCCACACUUACUCCAUUAGUUCUACUCUAGGAGAAGAGGGUGAAGAUACAAUGUUAAAUCUAUGUCAGCUAGUUUGGGAAUGUUGGGGCGAAAACCAGAAUGCACGUACUCAGCAUGGAAUGCUUUUAUUCGAUCUUGAUCAAUGGUACAAAGAUCAAAUGCCGGCGACACAACGUCUCGGAAGCAACGCAUUUAUGAGUACGGCUCGAUGCCCUGAAGUUAACCGUGGAUCAUGUCAGACUCUCGACUUACGGCUCGACCCAACCUCAGUGUCGCCAUACUCUCACGCCACAAGACUUGAAGAACAUUUUUACCCUAAUUCGUUGCAGUAUGACUGCGUGUGGCUGAACACGUCGGGCUCGUCGGCGCUGCACACGGCGGGCGUGCAGCGCCAGCUGGUGCGCGGCGUGUGCGCGGGCGGCCCCGCGUGCCUGCUGGCGCCCGCGCCGCUCGCGCAGCUCUGCCGCGCCGCCGGCCUCGCGCCGCUCUACGCGCCCGCCGCCGACCGGCUCUCCACGGAAGAACAAAGGCGAUUUCUACUCUCGGUCGCAUUAGAAGCUCGACUCUCCCGAUUUUUAAAGCGCUGUGCGCAUGAUUGGGCCACAGGCACACACAGCGGAGUCGGCUGUACGCUUCCUUUUUUGGUUGAUUGGAGUUGGAAACGUGCUAUUGAAUUGAAAGAAAAUGCCAAAGAACUCACUGCACCAUUGUUUACAUCAUCCACUAUGCCUGAUAGGAAUGUGGUACGUUGUCUCGAACACUGCGUCCAACAGCUGACUCAACUCACGGGAUUAUUGGAUGCCGUUCUCACCAAAUGCUGCAAUCUCGUCGUACCAGACGCACUUAGCGAAAUGGAAGAGAAAUACAAAGGGAUAGGCACCGUGUCAUUGUACUUCCAAGUGGUGCAAUGGUUUGUUCGAGUAGGCUUGCUGCCUGAGCGAUUUCACUCCUAUAACGCAUUGCCUUACCCCGCUCAUCAACUGCAAGCUACUUAUAACAAACGUCGAGUGAAACUUAAUCGAUUACAAGACAAGUCGGAGGACGAGUCGACCAACAAAUCUUGUUCCUUGCUCUAUAUCGAUCAACUCAUUGAAAAUGAGUUUGGCGGUGAGAGAGUACAUCAAAUGUGGCUGAAAGCUGGUAGUGAAUGUGGCGGUCUUUACCCCCCACCCUCACUCUACGCUCUGCUGCGACUCUACCUGCUACCCGACAUCGCUGAAGAACAUAAACACUCGCUGUUGCUGUACCUGCUUUUGGAUUACUCCAUGCUUUAUGAUGAAAUGAGAUACGAGGCGGUGAUUCGUCGCCUGAUGCAGUUCCCCACCAUGUUCGGUCUCAGCAACACCGCCAUCAAAGCCACUCAGGCCUUCUGGCAUCUCGAUCAUCGGGACUUCGACUUCGCACUGGACCAGCUACAAUGCCUAACCGGCAACACAUUAUCCGACUGGCAGCACCACGUGGUACUGUCUUCACUACUCGCUCAGAAGAAGACCCAAGCGGCCUUACAAUAUUUACACGUUAGGAAACCCGCACCCAUUCAAAACAUGAAAGAUGGUGAAGUGAACGCUGUCAAUGACCACGACAAGUUGAAUGACUGGCAAUCGUGUUGCGAUUUGUACUUGGCGAGAGGAUUGGUUUACGAAGCGCUCGAUGUUAUUAGAAUGUGCGUCCAGAAUGCUGCGUCAGCUGAUGACAAGAUACAUCUGCUUAAUUUUUUCUAUAAAGGAUGUCGCAACACCGGUCAACUGUCAAAAGUUCUACAAGCUACUUUGUUACCAUUCGAAGAGGAGGUGUUCAUAAAUUACUUGAAAGAUUGCAACGAGCCUCAGACGUCGGAUAUUCUUGUCAUGUACUUUUUGCAACAGGGGAGGUACCUGGAGGCGGAGCGCUACAACGAGGAGCAGGCGGCGCGCGGAGCGGCCGGCGCCGACCCCGCGCGGGACGCGCUCGUGGAGCUGCUGCGCGCCGCCGUGCCCGCCGUCGCCGCCGACGUCGCGCGCGUCGCGCGGGCGCACGACCACACGCGCGUGAUAAAAUCGAAACCGAUGUCAGUAUACGUCCAAGCUACAUCUCCUAAGAAUACUUUUACAUACAAAUCAACUUUCAUCCAGGAUACUAUUGAAAAUGCAAGUGAAACUUGGAUCAACAAGCCCAAAAUGAGGAAAGGUCUCAAACGAGCUUUGAAUAUAGAAGAAACGCCAUUCAUUUGCACUCCUAAAUUGUAUAAAACAAAAAGUAUUCUAAGCUCAGAACAAAAAGGCAGCGAAGCGACACCACCGAAGCGAGCGAAACUCGACCUUACGGGAACGCCUCGUACGCCCAAAAACCCGUGUACGCUCAAAGUGAGCGAAACCCUCAGCCGACAGAUGGCCAGCUUACUCGAUAUGCCGGAAGUAGAAAGUCCCCAUAAACAGUACGAGCGAAGUGGAGCCGAAACACCGCAUAGUAUUUUGAAGAAUCGUCGCUUAGAAAGUCGCAACCAAGACGCUCCAUCGCCGGUCGAUUCUCGCUACCUGGAUAGCGACGAGGAAUUAGAAACUGCUAGCAACCACACGCAUUAUAGUGAUUCGAAUAAGUUGUUAAGGUUCACAAUCCCUACCGCGUCAGAAGCUGGGUCUACUCCAUCACCUGUACCCAUACCUGUUACUAUAAAAGAUUUGAAAGAAGAAUCUCCAGAUAGAGAUCUGGCAUAUGAAGAAACUGACAAACGUUCUAAUAAGAGUGAAACACACCCUAUGGAAUCGCCGCCGAAAAAAUUCGCCGCAGAAGAAAAGACACCGUCAAGGAAAUCGUAUAAAGACAGCGUUAGGGCCAGAAAAUCUUUAUCAAUAUCAGCGAAUAGUAGUCUCUCGGACGAUCCUAACACAUCUAUAGAAAGCAUAGCGGAUAUACCAAUCACUUUAAUUAAUCCGCGCUACUUGGGAAAUAAGAAGUACUCUAGAACCUCGCCAAUACAUACAAGUGAGAAGGGGACAGGAAACGAGGAAGAUCGAAAGAUAGAAGUAGAGAGUGAGAUGGGAGAAAGUAUUCAAGAUAGUUUCGUACCACGUACACCAAAAAGCAGAAGAAGUAUUAGGACUGGUGUUAAUGAAAGUACUCCUUUGGUUAAUCGAAGUCGCCCUACGACUCCUGAAAGGCAAGAUUCUCCGGCUGCUACUCUGCGUGCCGAUAGAACAACCAGGAGCAGGUCUCGCACACCGGAGCUGAGUCCUCGCUCAUCUCUGGCGCCCAUCCCUGAGCAGGCGCAGGAAGUGGACACCACACCCAGACUCAGGAGUAGAUCUCGUACACCAGACGCGUUGGACAAAGUGGUCAAGGUGCCUCACAAAUUAGAAACCAUCAAAGAAUCUGCUAAACCAACAGAAUCACCGAGCUCGUCUCCAACUCGACGUAGUUUGAGAAGUCGUUCCCGUACUCCAGAAGUAGAACUAACAGAACAACCAAUGAUAAUCAGCCCACGUAGCUUAAGGAGCCGUUCCAAAACUCCGGAUAAAUUAAUGUCGCCGAAAAAAGAACAUUCGACUCGAAGUAAGCGAUCUCUCUCCAGAAUGGUACUCGAAGCAAAUGCUUUUGCCAAAACCAAGCAGCAGACGGAAAAAAUGGAAACUGAAACAAUAGAAGAAAAAAUUGAAAGCACACCAGUAAAAACUUCCAAAGACGUUACCAGUUUGAUGGACGUAACAUUCUCGCCGAUAGUCAACAAAUCCGUUCUACAAAGCUCGACGGAAAGCUUUCUUUCUGUCACUACAGAAAAGACCACUCACAGUAGUGAUGGCAACACUAGUAUACAAGUCUUACCAGCAUUUACUACAAUAAACGAAAUAUAUGUAGAAAAGUCAGUCUUACACAGCUAUCAGAGCAGUGUUGCUGAAACUACCCAAGAUGAAACAAAAGAUGAUACCAUACCUCAAAGUCAAAUUAAAUCUCUGCCAGCCUUCACUACUUUAAACGAAGAUAUUGAUAAAUCAGUUCUAAAUAGCUUCGAAAGUAGUAUGAACGAAUCUAGUUUACAAGAGAAGGAUAUAGCAUAUAAAACACCUAACUUACCAACGACAUCAUUUAAGUUCAAUGAAUCCGAUAUAGGAAACCCAGUUUUAGGUAGUAACGAUAACAGUGCUGCUAUUACUGACGACUCAGUGAAUCAAGAUAAAAACUUAGGUGAGUCCAGCCUAAUGACAAGUGACAGUGAAAUAGAAAUAAAAGAUAACUGGAAGUCCCAAGUAGAUACUCAAGAAACCGCGAGAGUUAUCCAAAAAGAGAAAGAGAAAAUAGUUGAGAUUGAAAGGGAAAUAAAUGAGAUAGAGGGAGAGAUGUCGGACGAAUGUCAAGUAGAAUCUAACUCUAGUGACUCUAGCGAGGAAGUUGCUGUAGAUUCAAGUGAGAGUGUUGAAGAUGGAAGUUCAGAGGAAGAAGUUUCAGAUUCGGAUUCUGAUUCUGAAAGUGAAGGAGAUAAUGAAGUAAUUUCCAUCGCUGAUUCAGAUGAUUCUACAGAGGCUAACAAACUGCAUAUAGAAGAGGACGCUCCAGUUGAAACAGAAAAAGAACAAGAAAUAGAAAACUUUAUAAUCGAAGAAGUUAUAGAAAUGCCAGUUAUUGAAAAAGAUGUAAUUGUGGAGAAUCCAAUAGAGGUUGAAGAACAACAGAAACCUAAGGAACAAGAAGAAAUGGUCGUAGAAACUACGGCAAUUGAAGAUUCAAGGGAACAAUUGAAUCAAGCUCGUAAUAUGUCAAUACUGACUGACGAUAAUUCGUUCAACGAAUCUGAUCAAUCUGUGAAUUUAAAUUAUUCUGAUGAAAAUAAAAUUGAAAAUGAUAUGAAAGAAGAAAAUAUUGAAGCAAUGGUAAUAGAUCAAGUCGUUGAUAUUGACGUCAUAGUAGAAGUGCAGCCAGUCAUUAACACUGAAGCUCUUCCUCAAGUUGUAGUAGUUGAAAAACCAUCUGAUAUUGAAACAAUGGAUGUCGUUGAUGCAAGCAUUAAUAUUGAAACACCGAAAGAAAUAGAAACUAUAGCUGAUCCAGUAGCGGAGCAAGCGGCAUUACCAUUGCCGCAAGAAUCGAUUCAAAAAAGGAAGGAUGAAUCUAAAAGUACUCAAGAGAAAGAAAAACAAACUCAUUCCAGGCACCAACGUGAGUCUACGACUUCAAAUAAAUCUGAAGCUAAAGUUGAUCAAUUAGAUGAAGCCGAUACUUCUAUACGAAAAGGAUUUCAAUCGACGGCCUCGAAAUAUACACCCAGAGACACAGAAUCUAAAUCUUAUAAUCCAGCGCCAGUGCAAAUGGAAAUAACAUUGCCGCAAAAAUCACUCAAAGGAGAGAAAGAAGAAUCUAUAAAAACUGAAGACGAAGAGAAACCUACUCAUUCCAGACAACAAACUAAAUCUAAGACUUCAAACAAAUCAAAAGAUGAAGUUGAUCAAUUAGAUGAACCCAAAACUUCUAUACCAAAAGAAAAUCGAUCGCCAGCCUCGAAUGAUACACCCAAAGAAAAAGAAACUAUGUCUGACAAUCCUAUGCCAGAGCAAAUGGAAAUAACACUGCCGCAGGAAUCAAUUCAAGAAAAGAAAGAGGAAUCAAAAUCUACUGAAAAUGAAGGAAAACCUGUUCAUUCCAGAAAACGAACUAAGUCUACGACAUCGAAUAAGUCUAAAGAUAAAGUUGAUCAAUUAGAAGUACAAAAGAGUUCUACACAUAAAACAACUCAAUCGACGGCCUCGAGUGAUACACUCAAAGAAAUAGAAACAAUAUCAGAUAAGUCAGUAUCAGAGCAAAUGGAAGUAAUUACGCAAGAAACACAUAAAGAAAAGAAAGAGGAAUCUAAAAAAAGUGAAGAUAAAGAAAAAUCCACUCAUUCCAGACAACGAACUACGUCUACCACUUCGAAUAAAUCUAAAGACAAAGUUGAACAAAAAGAAAAAACAAAAACUUCUACACGAAAAAGAACUCAAUCGAAGGCAUCGGAUGAUGCACCGAAAGAAACAGAAAUUGUAUCUGACAAACCAGUACCAGAACAAAUGGAAAUAAAAUUGCCGUCAGAAUCACUUCAAGAAUAUAAAGAGGAAAUUAAAAAAUCUGAAGAUGAAAAACCCACUCAUACCAGGCAACGAACUAAGUCCACGACUUCAAAACAAUCAAAAGACAAAGUUGAAAAAUUAGAAAAAACUAAAUCUACAAGGAAAAGAAAUCAAUCGACGGCCUCGGAUGAUACACCCAAAGAAAAAGAUACUGUAUCUGAUACGCUAGCGCCAGAGCAGAUGGAAGUAACAAUAACGGAAGAAUCACUUCAAGAUCAGAAAGAGGAAUCUAAAAAAAAUGAUGAAGAAAAACGCAUCUCUUCCAAAAAACAAAAUAAGUCUACGACUAUAAAUAAAUCUAAAGAUGAAGUUGCUCAAUCAGAAGAACCGAAGACUCCUUUGCGAAAAAGAACUCAAUCGACGGCCUCAAACAAAUCUGACACAGAACAAAAAACACCCGAAAAUGAGAAAAACGUUGAAGUCAGCACCCCAUCUUCUCGAAGAAGAGCGAAAACACCAACUUCAACGGAAGUCAGGAAAAUAUUAACACGUCGUGCGUCCAAAGAACUAAUGGAGCAAGGCGAAGAUGAAUCAAUUAUUCUAGAGGAUACGCUAACACCAAGGCGUCGUUCUACUCGUUCUAGAAGUAAAAAAGAUGAUGAUAAUAUUAGUGUCACUUCUGAAACAUCAGGAAAGUCUUCUAGGAGUAGGGUUAGUGAGGAUGGGGAUGCUAAAAGUCAAGUAAGGAAAGGUCGAAAGUCUAUCCUGAGUACAAAGCCUGAUUUGUCUGUGAUACCGGAAGUAACGUCAGAAGAAUCGAAAACAGAAACCGCAGAGGAUAUUGUUAAUGAAUUGGGUACUAGGAGACUGACGCGUAAUCAGAAGGCGGUGCUGGAGUCGUGGCUCGAGCCGAGCCGCUCGCGCCGCGACUCGCUCACCGACAGGGCGGACGAAGCAGGCUCACCCGAUCCAGACGAAAUGAGAAACUCGCCAGAUUCUUCCUUCGCUAUUAGACCUCGCCCUCGCAUUGCAAGAUCCGCGUCUGAAACAACGCCCAACGAGAAACCGGCGAGAAUCGCAAGGAGGACAUCUGUGGAUAUCGUGGCGUCGGGCGGCUCGCCGGCGGGCAGCCCGGCGCGCGCGCGCCGCGUGUCGUUCGCGCGCGCGUGCGAGGCGCUGCACACGCCGCGCCGCGCCUCCGCCGACGCGCGGAAAGAUGAUUCGAUCAGUCAGCCGGGGUCUCCCCCAGAAACUCCCACUCGCAAACAGGCAGAUACCAGCCAAGUCAAAGAGUCAGCCAGGAAAACAAGAAGAAAUUCCGAGAAAAACAAAGAAACAAAGGAGUAGGACGUUAUUUAGUUAGUUAAUUAUUUUUCUUUUUACUAAUGUUCUAGAUAUUGUAUCGGGUUUGCAUUUACGUAAAUAAAUGAAAAUAUUCUUUAAUAUACA
This is a messenger RNA of Nymphalis io (European peacock), 8837 nucleotides long. It is a transcript of the gene Elys, whose product is annotated as protein ELYS. The record is from RefSeq and is a predicted model, not a curated record. Bases 225 to 8735 code for a protein of 2836 amino acids. The transcript is spliced from 39 exons. Gene Ontology annotation, molecular function: protein binding. NCBI's taxonomy places the organism in Eukaryota, Metazoa, Arthropoda, Insecta, Lepidoptera, Nymphalidae.